GCUUGAAUCCCUGCUUAAAACCUCAAUGCACUUUGACAGUAUGUUGAACAUGGUUCAGAUUUUGAUAAAUCUUCUUAUGUCAUCAACAAUUCUUGUCCCUGUUUCAGCGAUGAAACCAGAGCUAGACACAGCCUUGUGUUUGUCCUCUGUUUGUGUCAGGGUUAGUGCUUCCUUUAGCACCAACCCGAAAGGAGGAGGAUCGGGGGAUGAUCCGGCAUUCCAGAAAAGCAGAUUGUGGAGAGAGGAGAGGGAGAGAAUUGCAAACCUUGGCCGGAUCAACAAGGUGAUGGAGAAGAAGUUUCCACGGUUAGAGAAAAGACUCCAGCUUCGUUCGGCGGAGAUGAUGAAAGAUGUAACCGUAACUCUCGAGGCACUAUGCAUGAAAGCAAUGGAAUUUCAAGGUGAACAAGAGAAAAAUGAUGAAUCGUUGGUGAUGUCUCUCUCAGAUUUGUUGUCUGAGUCAUACGAAAAGCUGUUGAAGGCAGAGUUUGAUUUCGUGAAGGCGAAAGGUGUGUACAUGGUUGGAACCUUACUGUCAUCUCUCAUCUCAAAGAGACUGAAAACGGUGAAGUCAAUUACAAGCAUCUAUGGAGAGUUAGGAUUCAACACCUUCAAUACCUUCGAAGACGCGGUUAAAGCAUCAACAAGCUUCAGUCUUUUUCAAAAAGAGGUGAAACUGGAUGAGGGUAAGGUCGAACAUUGCUACGUCUUGGUCGUGAAUGGCUAUAAGGGAUGGAUUGUGAAAGCCAAGAGGGAGGACUUGUGUCCUCCUUUCCAAUUUCUUAAGUGAUUCUCUUUCUUAAGGAACGGUUCAAUGUGCCUAGCAUCAGGCGUUUGCAUUGUUCCUACACAAGGAAAAUAGAAGCUGUUAUCUAAGGUUAUGGCAGAGAAUAAUAGGCUAACAUUUUG
This is a messenger RNA of Arabidopsis arenosa, 909 nucleotides long. NCBI's taxonomy places the organism in Eukaryota, Viridiplantae, Streptophyta, Magnoliopsida, Brassicales, Brassicaceae. The record is from the annotation of a GenBank genome assembly.